CGGAAUAUGCUAAAUCUGGUUUAAACCGGUUUCUAUCUUAAAUUUCAAUAUAAAAACUUAAUAAAACAUAUACAGCCGUUAUUGUAUUUUACACGAGACGCUGUGAGGCGUGCACGGUUCCGUUGCUCACGAGCACAUUAUUUUGACAAAUAUUCAGAUUUUUAACAUUUUUUCGGGGUUUUUCUGCAGUCAAGAUGCCCAAAAGAAAGAUUGAUGGUGAGAAGGCCGCCAAAGGCAAGGAGGAGCCAACAAGACGCUCCGCGAGGUUGUCUGCUAAACCAGCUCCUCCUAAAGCAGAACCAAAGCCCAAAAAAGCCGCAGCCCCUAAGAAGGCAGCCAAGGGGAAGAAGGGCAGCAACCCUGCUGAAAACGGAGACGCCAAGGCAGACCAGGCACAGAAGGUGGACGCUGCUGGUGAUGCCAAAUGAGAAGCUAAUGAGUGUCUGAUCCUUCUAUGUACUUGGUGACUGUACAGUUUGAAAUAACUAUUUUUUACCAAGUUUUAUAUUAAGAAUAACAUUUAUAGUUGACUUGUUUGAUGUAUUGAUUGAUUUGACAGGAGUUACUAUAUUUCAUUCAUAUCCAUUUGUAUCCCAUUUUUUUAAUCAAGCGUCUAUAUCUUGCCAAAACGGUUUGCCCUUGCUAAAUCUGUUGGCAAAAAAACAAACAAAAA
Molecule: messenger RNA, 673 nt
Organism: Rhinichthys klamathensis goyatoka
Lineage: Eukaryota; Metazoa; Chordata; Actinopteri; Cypriniformes; Leuciscidae
Gene: hmgn2
Product: high mobility group nucleosomal binding domain 2
Exons: 6
Coding region: 195-428 (77 amino acids)
Biological process (GO): chromatin organization
Cellular component (GO): chromatin; nucleus
Molecular function (GO): nucleosomal DNA binding
Source: RefSeq, a predicted model, not a curated record